Molecule: messenger RNA, 3204 nt
Organism: Cannabis sativa
Lineage: Eukaryota; Viridiplantae; Streptophyta; Magnoliopsida; Rosales; Cannabaceae
Exons: 2
Coding region: 1-3204 (1067 amino acids)
Molecular function (GO): nucleic acid binding; RNA-DNA hybrid ribonuclease activity
Source: RefSeq, a predicted model, not a curated record
AUGAGAUCUCAAUUCGGAAAACUUGAUGUAACCAUAAAGGAGCUUGAGAACAAGCUAAACUCUCUUCAGUGUCUCCCGGUGGGAUCCCGUGACUGGAACCAAGAACGUGUUAUUCGACAGGAACUGAAUGAGUCAUUAGAAAGAAAGGCGAUUUACUGGAAACAAAGGGCCAGAAUUUCUUGGCUCAAAGAUGGGGACAAGUGCUCAAAGUUUUUCUUCCUAUCGGCAACCAUUAGGGGUCGUCGUAAUGCCAUCGAAAGUAUCUUAAAUAAGGAUAAUGUCUGGAUCUCUGGCCGGGAAGCAGUUGGGCGUGAAUUCCUGGACCACUUCAAGGGUAUCUUUAUGGAGAGUGUGAAUUGUCAGGGUUAUAACUGCUCCCAUCUGUUCCCCGAGCAAAGCCCUCGGGAGGAGUUGGAGGCUAUUAUCUGUUCCCCGAGCUCGGAUGAGAUCAAAAAAACUUUGUUCGCUAUGAACAACCAUAAAGCUCCGGGUCCGGAUGGGAUGUCUGUUUUGUUUUAUAAACAUUAUUGGGAAUCGGUGGGUGAAGAUUUCUGUGCAGCUGUUCAUGACUUCUUCGUUAAUGGCAGGAUGCAUAGAGGGAUUAAUGCUACUAAUAUUGUGCUCAUCCCAAAGGUCCAAAAUCCCAAACGCACAAACCACUUCAGGCCGAUUUCUUUGUGUAACGUGGUGUACAAGGUUAUAGCUAAGAUAUUAGCGAAUAGGCUAAAACCUAUUCUUCCUUCGAUUAUUUGCCCUACCCAAGCUGCUUUUGUCCCUGGGAGGAAUAUCCAUGACAAUAAUGUGAUUAUCCAAGAAGUCAUUCAUUCCUUUAAUCGGAAGAAGGGCAAGGAGGGGUUUUUUGCUAUCAAAAUUGAUCUUGUCAAGGCUUAUGACAGGCUGAGCUGGAAGUUUAUUGAUCAUGUCCUGGAGUGCUCGGGCAUCCCCUCAGAUUUCCGUCGUAAAAUCUCGCAGUGUAUUUCAACCACGACCCUCAAUGUGUGUCUCAAUGGGGGGCAGGUGGGGAACAUUACCCCCUCUUGUGGGCUCCGCCAAGGAGACCCUCUCUCCCCCUAUCUCUUCAUCUGGGCCGCUGAAGUCCUUUCAAGGUUGAUCUCCCAAUCCCUUCACCGAGACCUCAUUAAGGGUAUAAAGCUUAGCAGGGGUGGCCCGGUGCUCUCCCAUAUUUUCUUUGCUGAUGAUUUAAUUUUGGUGGGGAGAGCUAAUCUAAUUGAGGCAAAUGGUUUCUGGAGCUGCCUCGAGAGAUUUUGCUCGUGGUCGGGUCAGCAGGUAAAUAAGCUCAAAACAACUAUUUUCUUUAGCAAGAAUACCCCAAUGGAAAUGAGGCGUGAAAUCAAGGAGGCUUUGGGCAUUGACUAUCCGGAGGGGUGUAUUAAGUACUUGGGUCUGCCCCUUUUUAGAUCAAGGCAAAAGGACGCUGACUUCAACUUUAUCUUAGACAAUCUCACUGCAAAGCUUCAAGGUUGGAAGGCCAAAACUUUGUCAAAGGCAGGGCGUGCAACUCUAAUAAAAUCUGUGGGCCUGUCGAUGCCAAUGUAUGCUAUGCAAACCACUAAACUAUCUUCCCGAAUGGUUAAUCGAAUUGAUGGUUUGGUUCGAGAUUUCUGGUGGGGCUUUGAGAAAGGAAACCAUGGCAUUCAUCUGAGAGCGUGGGAUAAACUCUGCCUUCCGAAAUCUUUAGGCGGGCUGGGUUUCAGGAAAACUAAAGAAAUGAACCUGGCAUUCUUAUCAAAAUGGGGGUGGAAUAUUUUAAACGGAAGCCAAUCUUUAUGCUGCAAAGUGCUGGAGGCUAAGUACCUCAGGGGCAAAGAUUUUCUCUCGUGCAAGUACAAAAAUUCUGACUCCUGGUUCUGGAAGAAUGUUGUGAAAGCUAACUCUAUUUUAAGGAAAGGGGCUUGUAGACUAGUGGCUAAUGGAGAGACUACAAGAAUAUGGCAGGACCCCUGGAUUCCUCACCUAAAAGGUUUCUGUCCGAAACCAAGAGGGGACGCCUCCCCCAACCUCAACAAUGUGGCUGAUCUUGUUCUUGGCAGUGGCCAAUGGGAUAACCAAAAGCUGAACUAUUCUUUUGACAAUGAGACGGUCAAUGCCAUCCUCAAAGGAGGGCAACCCUCUGGUGUCGGGGUUGAUAGAUGGAUCUGGACUCUGGAGAGAAAUGGUCAAUUCUCGACCAAGUCGGCUUACCUUGCUCAAGCCUUGGAAAGAGCUCCCCAAUGUGUUGUCGCCCCCAAGCUGUGGAACAAGCUAUGGAAUAGCAAAGUUCUAGAGAGACAUAAGGUCUUAUGGUGGUGUAUCCUGUCUAGCGCCCUUCCGGUAAGAGCUGUGCUAGGCACUAGAUUCCAUUUGGAAGAUCAAAGCUGUCCCCUCUGUGGUAGGGGGGGCGAAUCCAUCGAACACCUGUUUCUUUCCUGUGAGGUGGCUCUCCAUUUCUGGCGUUCGUCUCCUUGGGGUUGGGGUAUUUAUCCAGUGUGUGAUACAGGAAUUCGAGUCUGGGACUGGGUUAAGUUCAUUUGGGAUCUAAAACAUAAAGGAGUUUGUGUUGAGGAUAUAUUCCUCUACGCUUCUAUUGUAGUAGAUACCAUUUGGAGAGUGCGCAACGAGAAGGUUCAUAAUAAUUACCCUGUUGAUGUUAACAAAUGCAUUGCUAAUAUUUGUAAUUCUUAUGCAGAUAUGUAUGAUUCCUUGCUCCAUAGUCCUCCCCCAGCUUUAAAGGAAACUUGGUCCCCUCCUCCUCAGGAUUGGAUUAAGCUGAAUUGUGAUGUCAAGGUGGGUUUGGACAGCAUGUGCAUAGCGGUUGUGGCGAGGGACCAUCUAAGCAGAGUAAUUAGUGUUCGUACUGCUCGAGAGAAUUUCUCGGACGUUUUGUGUGGUGAAGCGGCGGCCUGUUCUUUGGCGGUGUCAGUUGCUUUGGAUCUUGGCUAUAAGUAUGUAAUAGUGGAGAGUGACUCGAGUGUGGUUAUCAACGCCAUCAAUGGGAAAGAGUCUCGUUGGGCAAUUGAUAAUUACAUCUCCUUUUGUUCUAAGUCAUCCCACGCUUUUAGUAGUUGUUGUUUUUCCUUUAUUAGUAGAUCUUGUAAUUUCGCCGCUCAUAAUGUGGCUAGGUGGGCGUUCUCCCAUCAGACCUUUGGGCCCCUUCCAGUUGACUCUGUCCCGGAAACCCUGCUUUGUAAUGACCGUGAGGUCUAA